GUGAACACUGCCUGCUGCUUUCUGAUGCUGGUGGCUAAGCUGAUCCAGUACAUGGUGUUUGGUCCUCUUCGUGUUAGCGAGAGACAGCAUCUCAAGGAUAAAUUCUGGAAUUUCAUUUUCUACAAGUUCAUCUUUAUCUUUGGCGUGCUGAAUGUUCAGACUGUGGAAGAAGUGGUCAUGUGGUGCCUUUGGUUCUCUGGGCUCGUGUUUCUUCAUCUCAUGGUCCAGCUCUGCAAGGAUCGCUUUGAAUACCUUUCCUUUUCUCCUACCACACCCAUGAGCAGCCACAUCAGAGUCCUCAGCCUGCUCAUAGCGAUGCUUCUGUCCUGCUGUGGAUUAGCAGUCGUCUGCGGGGUUAUCGGCUACUCCCACGGGAUGCACACUCUGGCUUUCAUGGCAGCAGAGUCUCUACUUGUGACAGUAAGAACCGCUCAUGUGAUUUUACGAUAUGUAAUUCAUCUGUGGGAUCUCAACCACGAAGGAACAUGGGAGGGCAAAGGCACUUACGUUUACUACACGGACUUUGUCAUGGAGCUAGCCUUGCUUUCGCUUGACCUGAUGCAUCAUAUUCAUAUGCUGUUAUUUGGCAAUAUCUGGUUGUCAAUGGCCAGCCUGGUGAUUUUCAUGCAGCUGCGUUACCUGUUCCAUGAAGUUCAGCGGAGAAUUCGUCGGCACAAGAACUACCUGCGUGUGGUCGGAAACAUGGAAGCCAUGUUUGCAGUUGCAACACCAGAAGAGCUGGCAGUCAAUAACGACGACUGUGCCAUUUGCUGGGACUCCAUGCAGUCUGCACGAAAACUCCCCUGCGGCCACCUCUUCCACAACUCGUGCCUGCGGUCCUGGCUCGAACAGGACACAUCUUGCCCCACCUGCAGAAUGUCUCUCAAUAUCAGUGACAACCAUCACGUGAGGGAGGAUCACCAGCGGGAGAACCUAGAGGAGAACCUGGUGCCUGUGGCAGUAGCAGAGGGCAGACCACGCUUGAACCAGCACAAUCACUUCUUCCACUUUGACGGCUCUCGAAUUGCCAGCUGGCUGCCCAGUUUUUCCGUGGAAGUGAUGCAUACUACAAACAUCCUCGGUAUUGCACAAGCCAGCAACUCCCAGCUUAAUGCUAUGGCCCAUCAGAUUCAAGAGAUGUUCCCUCAGGUUCCUUAUCAUUUAGUCCUACAGGACCUGCAGCUAACCCGUUCUGUAGAGAUAACCACUGACAACAUCCUUGAGGGGCGCAUCCAGGUGCCUUUCCCCACACAGCGUCCAGAUAAUGUUAGACCUGCACUGAACAGUUCUGUGGAACGGCAUAGUGCUGAUCAGGAGGAUACAGAAACUGUCACUCAGACUGAGAGAGUGCCACUCGAACUCAACUCCAGACUGGAGGAAAUGGCGGAAUUCACAGAAAUGGAAGCAGAACCCAGUGAAGCAGAAGAUUUUGAGGCCAGGGGAAGCCGCUUUUCAAAGUCAGCUGAUGAGAGGCAGCGUAUGUUGGUUCAGCGUAAGGAAGACUUGUUGCAGCAAGCCCGAAAGCGCUAUUUAAACAAAACCUCCGAUGAGGAGUUGAUCACAGAGAAGCCCUCUCCACCCGAGGGCGCUUCGGCCGAUCCUGUCACCCUGCGUCGCAGAACAUUAGCUGCUGCUGCUGAGCGGAGACUUCAGAUGCAGCAAAAUUCUUAGUGCUCACCACCCUUCCCUCUCCUCCACCUCAUGAGCAAUGUUGAAUAAAUAAAUCAAAUACAAAGAAACCUGCGCUUUCUGUACCAGCAGGAAAGUGUCUCAUCAGAGUUCAGCUAGCUGUGCUGCUGAGCUGGCUGCCUCUCUGCUGUAUAAAGCAUGUGGUCUAAUAAUGUUUGGACAGCUGACAAAUUAACCUUUUUUUGUAAUAUUUUCUAUGUGACGUUGAUCCCCUCCACAAACGAAGGCAGUUUCUAAACCACAGGCAUGAUUUCUGCAGCUAGCAUGAGGUGUUAGACUGACUGCACAGCAGAGGCUGGGGGAAGAGUGUGUCCAAAUUUGCAGCUGCAUGUACAGAUCACAGAGGGCACUGGCAUGUUUAGCUUGAGAUCAAGGAGAGUCAUUCCAAAAAGGGAAGAAAGCUUAGAAAUCUGCAGCAAAACUUGUAUUAAAUGAGCAGGCAUCUGCUCUUAAGUUACUGUUCGUCUCAAGAGUGAAUGAAGAGUGUUACAUAGGCCAGCCUGAAGGGCCAGAGUAGUAUUCCUGGAAAGCGAGCCUGGAUGGAAGUGGUCUAGCUACACAAAGUAGGAGGAAAAUAAGACCGUGAAUUUUGCAGUGAAGCACUAAUUCACAUUGAUUCCAGUAUAAAAUUGUUUACUGUUUCUGGGCUUUUCUGCACUUGCUGACUUCCAGCUCUGUGUGCUUCACCGGCCUGCACUAUUUUCCUUUGCCUUUU
Tinamus guttatus (white-throated tinamou) is the source of this 2404-nucleotide messenger RNA. The record is from RefSeq and is a predicted model, not a curated record. NCBI's taxonomy places the organism in Eukaryota, Metazoa, Chordata, Aves, Tinamiformes, Tinamidae.